Molecule: messenger RNA, 2068 nt
Organism: Neoarius graeffei (lesser salmon catfish)
Lineage: Eukaryota; Metazoa; Chordata; Actinopteri; Siluriformes; Ariidae
Product: mucin-2
Exons: 2
Coding region: 184-1644 (486 amino acids)
Source: RefSeq, a predicted model, not a curated record
UCCCAGAAAGCAUCUGUGGCAAGAGAUACAUGCGCAAAAGAGGAAACCAUGGAGAAAGAGGAAGAGACGAGGAGACGAGACGCAUUCGUGUUUGUGUUUCUUUUUUGUUUGAUCAAAUGAACGACGCUGACAUUUCGGAGAACGAGACGGUUUGGUUCCGAGUUUCAGAGUUUCUAAGACAUCAUGAUGAAGACAAGUAUCGUGUCUCUAACCGUCUGGUUCACUCAGGUUCUAACCCUCUGUGCUCUUCAUGAAAACCUUCUGACCACACCGGAGCUGGAAGUUUCCACAAGGUCUGAAAACCUCACAACAAACAAAGAUGUCAGGACAGAAACAGCAACAACGGAUGUGAUGACCACAACAGAGUCAGCAGAUGAGUUGCUAUCAGAUCAGACGUCACCUCUGACAUCCAUGCUGGAGCUCAGUGGCUCUACAAGCUCGGUGGAGGACGACAGAAGAAACAACACCAUCAGCACCUCUCACCACAACAUCAUGAGUCUCAAUGAGACAGCUGUCUCUACAAACACCACGAGUGUAGCCAUGGAAUACCAAGAAACAGGAACUGGCCCUGAAAACGCAAGUAUAAACAUUCAGGAGAUGACUGAGUUCUCAACAUCUGGAACAUCCAUCCAGCUGGACCUUGAUGUCCAAACAACAACAUCGAUGAGUUGGACAGAAGAUAGAACAAGUGAUACUGAUGAAGCAAACACCAGCAAGGUGCCACUGAUUUACUCAACAUACGAGACUGAUGUAACACUAACCAACGGAAGUGAUGGCACAACAGACCACCAAAGUCCAUCUCCAACUACAGCAGGAACCUAUCUGGAGAUACUUUCUACAAACCAAACACCUCCAGAUGACACCAUCAGACCUACUGGAACAUCAGGACAUAUCAAGAUAACAGCAACACCAGUCCUUUCUACACAAGUUACAAGCGGAUCCACAGAGAACACAGAGGAACCGCUGGUGUCUAGUAUGGAGAUGAUGGACUGGAAAACAGAGGAGAACACCAAAGCUCUCACAACAACUCAAGGAAAUGUGUACAAUAACACGACUUGGAGAGAUGGAGCAUGGUCUACAAACACUGAAGACACCUGGAGCACCAACACCACCAUGUCCAAGAACGUCCCCACAUCAGAGAUGGAGACAGCACAGUGGACAAAUUGCUUCACCAAGGGUUCAUCAUCUCAGCCUCGCCAUUUCUCCAAGCUAGUCUGUUUCGUCACAUUAUGGACUCUCGGGAUGAUCGCAUCAAUCUCUCUGGGCCUCACCGUGUUCCUGUGGGUGCGUCUGUCUGUCACAAAAAAGAGGGCAAAAUUUGGGGGACAAAGACAGAAGAACAAAAAAGGACAUAGACCAACAGUGAAAGAGAAAGAGAACCUGUGGGCAGAGCCAGACUCAUCCACCGAGGAGAGAGUGGAGUUUUGGUACGCUGACGGGGCCACGGUGGAGGAGAACAAGAGAAGAAACAGAUCAAGACAAGCGAGGACGAGGUCGAACGGAGAGAGGCAGGCGGGGACGGAGGAGGACAUGUGGAUCCAGCCGACAGUGACGCUAAAGGACAUCACGGAGUUCUGGUACACAAAGGGGAGAGUGAGACGCGACGAGGAGACACGAUGUGAACUCAACGAGGACGGAGUGUGAAGGAGAGAGACACGCCGAGAGAGACAGACUGAGAGAGGGAAAGAAUCAGAGAGAUGGAGACAGAGAGAGGGAAUGAAAAAGUGAGAAGGAUGAGUCUGUGUCCAAAAUAAUGCUCUACGCCUGACUCCCUAGAAAGAUCACGCAGGCUCACGCAGCCACACUACAGAGUAUUAUUUUAAACUCUGCCUGCAGUGCAUUGUGGGAGUUAAUCAACAUACAAACCACAGAGCAGCCUGAAGAGUGCACUAUGGAGUGAACAGGGCGCAGUGCUGAGUGCGAUGUGUGUAUUCAGCUUCAUGAUGUGUAAAAUCACACACACACACACACACACACACACACACACACACACACACACACACACACACCUACUGUUAUGUCUUCAGAAGAAUAUUUGUGCUUGAUUGAAUAAAUUGUAUGUAAAUAA